AUGUGGAGAGAGCGACGGGGGAUUCCCUGUCAGCUGCUCAGCAGGCGGCUCCCUCACACAGACCCGAACACUGCCAAGCGAGUGUCAGAAGCAAACUCAAUCCUGCAGACCCUUGACAUCAUCCGCUUCCGGGAGCACCUGGCGCGCGAAUCUGAGCAGAAGCUGCGCACCAGCUACCCCGAGCUCCUGCAGAUGUGUAAGGACAGCGGUGCAGCGCAGUCUGACGCAGAGGCGGAACGCAUCUGUGAGGCGCUGAGAGCGGCGGGCAUCGUGCUCAAAGUGGGCGACUUGGUCUAUCUUCGGCCGCAGGAGGUCACCGCCAUGGUCAUGCGGGCGCUGCCGGACACAGAGGCGGAGGUGCUGGGGCGGCUGCGCGAGCUGGAAGCUGAGCUGGCGCCCCUGGCAGCGCAGAAACACAAAAUCGACACGCGCGCUCGACGGCGGACAAACGGCGUGUUGUGGGCUGGCCUGGCGCUGCUUCUGGUGCAGUGGGGCCUGUUUUUGCGGCUGACUUUCUGGGAGCUGUCCUGGGACGUCAUGGAGCCCAUUUCGUAUUUCUUCAGUUCCCUCUGGGGCAUCGUCGCCUACUGCUACUUCCUGGUGACUAAGGAAGAUUUCGCCUUCCGGCACAGCUACAGCAAAAUGAACCAGACCUUCCAGGUUGGCGGGGAGCGGGACCAUGGCUUUGACAGGGCACGCUACGAACAGGUGCUGCAGGACAUCAGGCGGUACAGAGGGUAUCUGCGCAGCGCCACAGACAAGCCCGGUCUCGAUGCAGAUGAGAACGCCUCAGAGACUGAAGCUCAGCCCGAAGAGGUCACACAGGCGUGGAAGGGGGAGCUCGCAAGAUAG
Molecule: messenger RNA, 852 nt
Organism: Coccomyxa subellipsoidea C-169
Lineage: Eukaryota; Viridiplantae; Chlorophyta; Trebouxiophyceae; Coccomyxaceae
Product: DUF607-domain-containing protein
Exons: 8
Coding region: 1-852 (283 amino acids)
Biological process (GO): calcium import into the mitochondrion; mitochondrial calcium ion homeostasis
Cellular component (GO): uniplex complex; mitochondrial inner membrane
Molecular function (GO): calcium channel activity; uniporter activity
Source: RefSeq, a predicted model, not a curated record